GGGUGGGAGUAUCCGCCAUGUUGGCGUGAGCGGCAGCGCUGGGCGCGAGAGGGGGCAGGCCGGCGGAGCGCGCGGCUCCGGCGGCGGCAGCGGGGAGCCCCCCGCCCGGGGGGCGACCGUCACAGCCGCGUGAGGCGGGCGGCUGCUCCUUCUCUCCGGCCGGGCCGUGGUGGCGGCGGGUGUCCGCGCUGCUGCUGCUGCUCCCGCCGCCGCCUCCCUGUGAAUGAUGCGGCGGGAGGCGCCGCUGGGCUGGGUCGGAGCUCGGGCGGCGGUGGCCCUGGUCAGCGUCCGGUCGGGGGCGGCGGGGAAGGAGCCGGUGGCAGAGGUGGUGGAGGAGGCGGUGGUGGUGGCGGCCGCCCGGUCCCCAGCCCCCCGCGGCGGCCGGGCGAGCGCAGGAUGCUGAGAGCGACCCCGCGUCCUGGUCGCGCCGCGGGGAAAGGGCUCCCCCGGGGCUGAUCGCGGACGGACUCCCCCUCCUUUCUCCCCGUUCUUCCCCGUUCCCCCCGCCCCGCACGCACCCCGAUAUCCCCGCGCACCCCGCAUCCUCCUCCGGCCCCUCGCUGUCUCCCGGCGCCGCCUCCCGGCGGAGCAGCAGCAGCAGGAGCGGCGGCGGGGCCGAGCGGAGCGGCUCCUCCCCGUCCGGCUCCUCCCGCGGCGCCGCGGGAGCGCGGCGGGCGGCGGAAGAUGGCGUGGGUGCUGAAGAUGGAUGAGGUGAUCGAGUCCGGGUUGGUGCACGACUUCGACGCCAGCCUCUCCGGCAUCGGGCAGGAGCUGGGCGCCGGUGCCUACAGCAUGAGUGAUGUUUUGGCACUGCCUAUUUUCAAACAGGAAGAUUCCAGCCUCCCACAAGAAAAUGAGACCAAACAUCCACCCUUCCAGUAUGUUAUGUGUGCUGCAACAUCUCCAGCAGUAAAAUUAUAUGAUGAAACUCUUACAUACUUGAAUCAAGGUCAGUCCUAUGAAAUACGGAUGCUAGAUAAUCGGAAAGCUGGAGACAUACCAGAGAUCAAUGGAAAACUGGUGAAGAGUAUUAUAAGAGUUGUGUUUCAUGACAGAAGGUUGCAAUAUACAGAACACCAGCAGCUAGAAGGUUGGAAGUGGAACCGCCCUGGGGACAGACUUCUUGACUUGGAUAUUCCAAUGUCUGUUGGAGUCAUUGAUAUCAAGACAAAUCCAAGCCAGCUCAAUGCAGUUGAAUUUUUGUGGGAUCCAACAAAAUGUACAUCUGCUUUUAUUCAGGUACAUUGUAUCAGCACUGAAUUUACCCCUCGUAAACAUGGAGGAGAGAAAGGAGUUCCUUUUAGGAUUCAGGUUGACACUUUUAAACAGACUGAAAACGGAGAAUAUACAGAUCAUCUGCAUUCAGCCAGUUGUCAAAUCAAAGUUUUUAAGCCAAAAGGAGCAGACAGGAAACAGAAAACAGACAGAGAAAAGAUGGAAAAGCGAACUGCACAUGAAAAAGAAAAGUAUCAGCCUUCAUAUGACACCACAGUUCUUACAGAGAUGAGGCUUGAGCCUAUAAUUGAAGAUGCAGUUGAACAUGAGCAGAAAAAGUCCAGCAAGCGGACUUUGCCAGCAGACUACGGUGAUUCUCUGGCAAAGCGAGGCAGUUGCUCGCCAUGGCCUGAUACUCCUACGACAUUUGUAAACAACAGCCCUACUCCUGCUCCAGCUUUUACCUCUGCUCAACAUAAUACCUACAGUGUCCCAGACAGCAAUUCUUCCUCCCCAAAUCAUCAAGGAGAUGGAACCUCUCAAGGGUCUGGAGAUCAGCUUCAUCCUUCAGCCACAAUCCAGGAAACUCAGCAAUGGUUGCUCAAGCAUAGGUUCUCUACCUAUACAAGGCUUUUCUCAAAUUUCUCAGGUGCUGAUUUAUUAAAGCUGACAAGAGAAGAUCUGGUACAAAUCUGUGGUCCAGCCGAUGGAAUUCGGCUAUAUAAUGCACUGAAAUCCAGGUCUGUUAGGCCCCGUUUAACAAUCUAUGUCUGUCAGGAGCCAUUAAGGAGCAUACAACUGGAAAGGCAAGAUGCAGGCAACGGUGACAGCAGCAAUGGUGCAAUAUACGGAAAAAAUGUGGAAGUCGCUUUCCGAACCAGAGCAGAAAGAAGCCUCCCCCUGUCAGAGGCGUGCCCGUACGACGUUACCUUGAAAGAAGUCAUGGCAGUUCACGCUGUUUAUCAUGCAAUCUACUUAGAAGAAAUGGCAGCCUCAGAAGUCACACGCAAGCUUGCUUUGGCAUUUAAUAUUCCUUUGCAUCAGAUCAACCAGGUUUACAGACAGGGUCCCACAGGUAUCCACAUUCUUGUUAGUGACCAGAUGGUUCAAAACUUUCAAGAUGAGAGUUGUUUCUUAUUCACCACAAUAAAAGCUGAAAAUGGUGAAGGCUUCCAUAUAAUUCUGAAGUGAUGUCAGACAAUUGCUAGCCUGAAACUCCAAUGCAGACUGAAGUCCUGCCUAAAGAUCAUCGAAAACCUUAGGAUCUAACUUCACCGUAUAAGAUGUUUCAUAUUGAAAACACAAAAUGACCUUUCUAAUGAGCUGUUUGAUAGGUGAACUUUCUUAUCACUGCCAUAGCUAAGUGUCCUCAUGGGAGGUAUAAUGCCACGACAGCUUAUGUACAGGCAUGGAAGACAAUGUAAGCAAAGGUGCUUGCCCUUUACUGUUUGACAUACGGCAAAUUAUGGCCAGUAGAUACAGUGUCUAGAAGGGAAGCGCUGCUGCUUUUCUAUUCUCUGUAUCCAGUUGGAGAUGAAUGUAAAACUCAUUUUGGGGCAUUUACCUUUCUGUGCCAGUUUGUCUGUUACUUGCUUGUACCUUACGCUGGUUUUAUUUUUUUGAUGUUAGCAGAGCACAUAUUAAUCUGUGUGGAGACGAGUAGUUAAGCUGAUGAUAGUGAUCAGGUCGUCGGGUCUUUGAGAGUAAAGCUGUCAAAACAGCUUCCCGUGUAAAUUGUGUAUAAGAGUGUAUGUAAGAAGUGUAAAUGCCAGAACAGGGCUUUGAAGAAGCCCUAGACAGAUGCAAUAUAUGCAUGCAGCAAACUGCAUUAUCAAGAGUACCUCAUUGGAGGGAUUAAUACAAAUCCCGUGGGGUACCAAGUAAUUGUGUUUUGCUUUAACAAAUUUAAUGGAAACGAAUUGCCUAUGCAUCCUUUAUGUUUAGUUUCCUAGGUUCUCUGCGGAGCACUGCUGCAGUUUAACUCUUUGCUUGUAAAAUUGUGGGUUUAAAAAUACUAGCAGUGAGAGGUGGAUUUUUAUGACUUUCUUAGUGGAAUUCUGCUGAAGAGGGAAGACGACCCACUGGCACCGGGUGGCUGCUGUAGCUUUCAGCAACAUCAAAUAAACAGCUUGAGAAACACUAAAUAUGCACCAUGUUAGUCUCCUUCCCAGCGGGUAACGGCCUUGCUGCAGUUGCUGUUACGGACAAGUAGCUCACCUGUCCUGUUGACCUUUCCCCGCCCUCCCAGCCGUACUGUACCGCUGCUACAGUGCCUCUUCCACACGACCAAAUAGUUACUUUUCUUGCAACCAGGCAAUGGGCUUUUUUUGAUAUUUUGGAUAUUUCUUAUAAAGACAUGGCACAACAUUUCCUACGUUAACGUUACGCUUCAACUGGGUAGGUACUCAGAGGGGAAUAUUUCAGAAGGUACGAAGCGACGGUUUCAGAGCUGUCAGUUUGUGCCUUUGAAGCGUUCCACCUUGAUCGCUGGCUUAAAAGCUUGGGCAGAGUUCGCUUUUUAUGCUGCGGUGUUCAAUGUAAACGACAACUACAGCACAUAAAAAAGCAACUUUGAUCUUUUUUUCAGUCCCUCUUUCGUAACUGGCUCAAGUGCUUAGCAGAAAAGCUUCUUAAAGCUGUAGCAUUUUGAAAAUUUAAAUUCAUCAGAGCUAGCGUUUCUUUCCUAUUUUUAUUUUUUCCUGCACUGAAAGUAAAAUUUUAUGUACUUCAAACAUUUCUGCCUAUAAGUUCUUCAUCUUUGGGUAUUGUUUGGUCCUAGUAUUUUCUUGAACUGACACGUGUGUCUUUUCAGCUCACACCAUAUUCAAAUCCAAAUGUUUUAUAAAAGUGGAAAAAUCCUUGAUUGGAAAAUAUCCGAAUAUCUAACUUUAAAGAAUAUUGAAAGUUGUACAGUAGUUUGUCCAGCUCACUUGAAAUUGGAAUUAAAUUAUGGCACCAGCAAAUUGCUUUUGUUUUUUAAUGAGAUGUACACAUUUCAAUUUAAGUAUAAUAAAUGUUUUUCAAUAAUUUUGUAAA
Messenger RNA from Phalacrocorax carbo (great cormorant), 4251 nucleotides. The record is from RefSeq and is a predicted model, not a curated record. NCBI's taxonomy places the organism in Eukaryota, Metazoa, Chordata, Aves, Suliformes, Phalacrocoracidae.